CCGCCGCGCAUUGUGGGAAAUGCAGUUCAACAACAAUAACUGUGUUACAAAACCUAAAAACCAGCGUGCUCAUGCUACUGGUCGUAUAAAGGAAAUUCAGUAGCGACAGACGUGUCCUUCGUAAGUACUACGUUUGUUUCGUUUAGCUUCAGAAUACCGUGAACGCUUUUACAGACCGACUCAACGUAUCAUUCAUUGUAUGUUGCACUGCAUUUGGAGGAGCUCGUCUUUUCCUUCUGCACGAAGAACACUUUCGAGUCCCACUUCAGUAUUCUCCUGCCUGAGGAAGCCAUUCAACAGUCAAACCAUCAUGUCUGACAAAAAACGCAAGGCGAGGUCUGCUGCUAAAGAGCCCAGUGCCAAGCAGCAGAAGUUGGCCGCCACGAAGGAGGAGAAGAAGGGGAGAGCUGGGGGCUGGCUGCAAGAGCUCCUGGAGCAGCAGAGGACAGAGAAGAAGGAGAUGAAAUUCAAUGACAAGCGCCUCCGUUUUCUAUCAGACACUGAAAAGAUAAAGCAGGGCUCAGAGGGUGUCCUGUACUGGAUGUUAAGAGACCACAGAGUGCAAGAUAAUUGGGCACUGGUCCAUGCCCAGCGGCUUGCUGUGGAGGAGAACCUUCCUCUGCACGUCUGUGUGUGCCUGCAUGUCCCAGAAUCAGAACUGUCCACCCUGAGACAUUACAGCUUUAUGCUGAAAGGUCUGGAAGAAGUUGCAAAGGAGUGCAAAGCCUUGGACAUCCAGUUCCACUUGCUGCAUGGUUCUGCAGGGGAUGUUCUCCCUGGUUUUGUGUCAGACCGCAGCCUCGGGACCGUGGUGACAGACUUCUCCCCCCUCAGAGAGCCACUGCAGUGGGUGGAGGACCUCAAAAAAAGGCUUCCAAAGGACAUUCCCCUCAUGCAGGUUGAUGCCCACAAUAUUGUUCCCUGCUGGGUAGCAUCGCCUAAGCUCGAGUACGCCGCCAGGACCAUCAGAGGAAAAAUCACCAAACUUCUGCCAGAGUUCCUUACUGAUUUUCCUCUGGUAGAGAAACACCCCUACACAGCUACAAGAACUGCCAAACCAGUAGACUGGGACAAAACCCUAACGUCCCUGCAGCUUGACAGAGCAGUGGGAGAGACGGAGUGGGCUAAACCUGGCACCAAGGCAGGGAUGGCCAUGUUGGAGUCCUUUAUUGAUGUACGCCUUAAACUGUUUGACACCCAACGCAAUGACCCAAACGCUCCCGCCCUCAGCCAGCUCUCCCCCUGGAUCCGCUUUGGCCACCUUUCAGCCCAGCGGGUGGCGCUGCAAGUUCAGCACAGUGGGAAGAGCGCAGGUCAGUCGGUCUCCUCUUUCAUCGAGGAGCUGGUGGUGCGCAGGGAGCUGACUGACAACUUCUGCUUCUACAACAAGAAAUACGACAGCGUGGAGGGUGCGUAUGAGUGGGCUCAGAAGACCUUGAAAGACCAUGCCAAAGACAAGAGGCCGUAUCUAUACACACGUGAGCAGCUGGAGAAAGCAAAGACACAUGACAAACUCUGGAACGCUGCUCAGUACCAGGUGGUGACUGAGGGGAAGAUGCAUGGUUUCUUGAGGAUGUACUGGGCCAAAAAGAUUCUGGAGUGGACUUCUUCACCCGAGGAGGCGCUCUCAAUAGCUCUGUACCUAAACGAUCGCUAUGAGCUGGAUGGCCAGGAUCCUAAUGGCUUUGUCGGUUGUAUGUGGUCUAUUUGUGGCAUCCAUGACCAGGGCUGGGCAGAGAGACCCAUUUUCGGAAAGAUCCGUUACAUGAACUACAAAGGCUGCCUUCGGAAGUUCAACGUUGCCCAGUUUGAAAAAAAGUACUGUCCUAAAAACCUUUGAAGCAUAUAAUGUUUUGAAAGAUGGGAAUAAAAUGCCUGACAGCCGACAUCUCCUACACCUUUACCUCAGGAAGCGUCACAGCCUCUAACGGGGGGAUUUUCAGCUUUUCUUUGUUCUUCACUGCUUGUUUUAUCCAAAUUGCAUUAUUUUUGCGCUGUUCCUUUUACUGAAAUAUUCAGACAUAUUGUUUACGCUUAUCAAGACUGUAAGCUGUUUUCCAGUAGUUUACUGUAUAGUGUGCUGUUACUUUUUUAACUUUAGAUUAUGAUCUGUUGUGCCUACAUAAGUGCAAAUAACCUUUUUACUUUGUAAACUCUAUUUUGUACAAAAGAUGCCUUGUUUGUGUUUCAAUAACUGAUUCCACAGCACAUGCUGUUCUUAUAGAGGAACUCAUUUCAUACCAAAACUGUAACCGAUGUUAGUCAUAAACCAUUUUCUGUUGACUUAUAUUACAAUAUCUUCAUUUAUUUACAGUUCACCAGCUGUAAUUUAUCUCUAAGACCUGAAAUGAAGCAUAUGUUGCCACUAGCAUUCUUUACUCAAAAACAAACAUUCACCCACAAUCACUUUGAAUCGGUUGCAUUUAAAUUUAAUUUAGAAUUAAACAUAGCCAGACUUUGAAGUAUUGUUAACUAAAAGCUACUCUAAAUCAAACCAGCAUAUCAGUGCAGCAUGAACUGUCAACAAAUGCGUAACAAAAAAUCUGAUUAGAGAAACUUGUUUGUAUCUAAAACGGGAAACAAAAAAUAUUACAUCCUUGUAUUUGCAGGGACAGGGUGCCAUCACAGUUGUGGUUUUAUUAAGCAUCAAUGUAAUUAAGCACAGAAACAAAAUCUACUUCUACUCAACUUAAUUAACUGCACCCUCUGUACUGGAUAAAACUGUCCCUUCAGGUAACAUACCACUUUUACAAUUACAAUAUGGAACCUCCUCUGUGCUAUGGCCUCUUUCGUUUGCGUUAGUUCAUUUUAAGGGAAAGCGAUAUUUAUCUCCCAAGAUUGUGCUUUCAUGUGCUACAUAUCUGAAAGCAGUUAUAAUAGUUGUAGAGAAUAAGAAUAAUACAGUGGCUGUGAUAUGUUAGACUGUAAUUUACUGGUUUCUAGCAUACUGGUUAUUUGUUAAGAGUUAAUUAAUUCUUGAUAAGAUGGAAAGCAGCACAACUGUGAGUGAGACAAGAACUGAGUUUUCAUGCAUUAAUUAUUUUCCUCAGGGAAACCUGACUGUGACUGUCCUAACAUUCAUUUCUUUGGUAGUGAUAUGACUUCAUGUGCUUUCCUGACAAGUCCAACAAUAAAUCCAUGCUUAUAUUGGGGGGCAGUGUUGAUGCACAAGCUGACAAGGAUGUCCAUAUUAAGAUGUUCUACCUCUGCCACAACUGUAAACAGAUGUG
Molecule: messenger RNA, 3230 nt
Organism: Morone saxatilis (striped sea-bass)
Lineage: Eukaryota; Metazoa; Chordata; Actinopteri; Moronidae
Gene: cpdp
Product: CPD photolyase
Exons: 10
Coding region: 200-1840 (546 amino acids)
Biological process (GO): photoreactive repair
Molecular function (GO): deoxyribodipyrimidine photo-lyase activity
Source: RefSeq, a predicted model, not a curated record